This is a messenger RNA of Dissoconium aciculare CBS 342.82, 3902 nucleotides long. RefSeq lists its product as uncharacterized. The transcript has a single exon. NCBI's taxonomy places the organism in Eukaryota, Fungi, Ascomycota, Dothideomycetes, Mycosphaerellales, Dissoconiaceae. Bases 188 to 3661 code for a protein of 1157 amino acids. Gene Ontology annotation, molecular function: ATP-dependent chromatin remodeler activity; ATP binding. Gene Ontology annotation, cellular component: cytoplasm. The record is from RefSeq and is a predicted model, not a curated record.
CGGUGAUUGAAUAUCAGUGGCACAGUGCUUGUUCUGUAAAGAUAUAAGAGGCCUCGAUGCUGCAACACUAGAACACUCUGUGUUCUGUGAGAACGUUCAGGGCCAAAUACUAGUACCAGCAAUAUCACAAGUUGACACUGUACUCGACACCGGCAUCCGUAGAUCACCAGGGCAAAAUAACAUCAAUAUGGUUCGCGAACGCCCUGCUGAUCUCCCUGCAGCGAGUCGGCCAGGUGCAACAAGUCUCGAUGAUGCGGUUGCGUCGAUGAGUGUGAAGAAUCAAAAAGCAAGCUCAUCUUCGGACAAGAUGGCACCUCAGCAAAACGACGAGACAACGAGAACAUCGUUGACGGGUGGUUUUGAAUUUGGUAAAACUAGCGAGCUCCGUAAUCCUCUGCGACGCCCUGCUACAAGCGUAUUCAUUCCAAAACCAAGGGUUUUCGUGAAGAGGACGUUGCCUGAUCAUUAUCCACCAAGCCAUCAAUCGAGCGGUUCUCAGAAUGCAACCGGAUUCUAUCGUCCAGGCCAAAGGCCAGCCACAAUUUCUCAACCAGAUAGCCGCAAUACUCAUGACUUCGAAGAUGAAGUAGACUAUACGCAAAUCAUGCAACCCGGGAACGCUCGGCUUCCAGAUAUUCGACCUCCAAGCAAACCCAAAUUUUCCUCGAUCGGGCCCAAACCAGUUCAGAUGGUUGGGCGGCCUCGUCCUCAACAACCGAUCGAUCUGACGAAGAAUGACUCCAGUGACGAUGAUGAUAGCUUCAGUCCCGAUGCUGUCAUUGCAGCAGAGGGUGACGACUACGGAGCUACAGAUCCUCACUCUUACAUGGAUGCGGCAAAGGCUAACGAUAAUAUGCGCAAGUUGCUGGAAGGGGCAUUUGAUGAUGGCUCUAAUCCAGAGAAGUUACGACUACCACGACGUCCUCGGCAAGCAGUGGUAGUCGAGAAAGGUGUCCAGAGCCUUACCGACAAGCUAGCAGCACUUGAUAUGCAAUCCAAAGAGAAAUCUGGCCCUCAAGAAGGUGAAGCAGGAGACCAAGAAGACGAGGUCGAGGACGGCGUUGUCGAAGGCUUGAACGUUAGGCUUUUGCCCCACCAGGUCGAAGGUGUAGCCUGGAUGAUCGAUAAAGAGGUCGGCCGCUUGCAGCGGAGUGGAGCUCUUCCCAAAGGCGGCAUCCUAGCAGACGACAUGGGAUUAGGUAAGACGGUGCAGUCCAUUACUUUGAUCCUCACCAAUCCACGGCCGGCCCUGGAUGCCAAGCCAGAGCAUCCAAAGCAAAAGUUGCCAUCCAAGGAGACUGGCAAGGGCACUCUCGUAGUAGCACCUCUUGCGCUGAUCAAACAAUGGGAGUCUGAGAUCAAGACGAAGAUUACCCAAGAUCAUGCGCUAAAAGUCCUAGUGCACCAUGGUCCCAACCGAACGAAGUCAAGCCUGGACUUGAAAAAGUACGAUGUGGUGAUCACUACCUACCAGUCGCUGACGUCGGAGCACGCCAAUUCCAACAUGAACAGUGAAAGUGGCACAAAGAUAGGGUGCAUGGGCGUGCACUGGUACCGAAUCAUUCUGGAUGAGGCACACAGCAUCAAGAAUCGCUCCUCCAAGGCACAUCAGGCGUGCUGUGCACUCAAUAGCUGCUACAGAUGGUGUCUCACAGGCACUCCGUUGCAGAACAAUCUCGACGAACUUCAGGCCUUGAUCAAGUUUUUACGCGUAAAGCCUUACUGUGACAUGGGCAACUGGAAGGAUCAGAUUGUUCGACCCAUGAAAAAUGGUCGCGGCGGUCUUGCGAUGCGCCGGUUGCAGGUCUUCCUGCGCGCGCUGAUGAAGAGAAGAACAAAAGAUAUUCUCAAGAAGGAAGGCGCACUGAACUUCGGUGGCAAAGCUGAUGCCGAUGGCAAGUCGAAGAAUGGUGGCAUGCAGAUUGUCAAACGCGACGUUGAAAUUAUCGAAUGUGAUUUCGACGACGCCGAACAGCACUUUUAUACCACUCUAUCAGAACGAGCUGACGAACAGUUGAAGAACAUGAUGGAAAGCGACAGUGCGCCCGAUUAUAUCGGUGCGUUGGUUCUGCUGUUGAGACUGCGCCAAGCAUGUAAUCAUCCACAUCUGAUCAGCAUGGCAAUGCACAAGGACAAAGAUGCUAUGGCCAUCACUCACUUGCCGGGGCAGAAAAUUCAAGAUACGCUGAAUGACCAGAUGGAUGACCUUGCCAAUCUUAUGGGUGGCAUCGCCGUACAGAACACAACAUGUCGUGUUUGUCAAGUCAAACUUUCUUCAGCAGAAAUGCAAAAGCCAUCAUCAACCUGCAAUGAGUGCGAGACGGAGAUUGGAGCUGGCGGCAAAAUCAAACGAGAGGAAAAGUCAAAGCAGCCUGGCAACUCGCGGACAUCUACGCCUGACAGAAAGGAUCAAACAACAGCUGUGCCACGCCGUGCUCGAAAUCGCCGUAUCAUUGAAGAAAGUGAUGAAGAGGAAGGCGAAUGGAUUGCCGAAGGUCCCGAGCGUCACAUCGAACUCGGAACAGCCGGCGGGUCUGAUGAUGAAAAUGCAGAAGGAGGCGGUGAUACCCUGGGCUCUAUUGAGUCGGCCAGAAGUCAGGAAGAGGACACUGAGGAUGAUAGCUUCAUCGUGAAUGACCUUGGCGACCACAAUGCCAAACAACAGACUGCAGAUGCAACGCAGGAUGCCGAACAUCUUCACGAAGAUCCUGCUGAUGCGGAUGAGAAUGAUGAUGAGGACGAUGACGAUGACGAUGACGAGGAUGACAGUAAUAGUGAUAGUGAUGAAGACGAUGACGAAAGUACGUCGCCCGAAAGCAAUGACAGCAGCUCUCAUAUACUCGACGAUGUCGAAAAUUUGCAUCGACAAGAUGGCAGUCGAGAUUCGGUGGGUUCAAGACCGAAAUAUGACAUGUUGAAGGGCAUGUCGACAAGCGAGAAGACGAAACAUGAACCCUCGACCAAGAUCCGUCACCUACUACGCAUCCUACACCGAGAGACCCCUAAGCACAAGACCAUUGUGUUCUCACAAUUCACCUCGAUGCUUGAUCUAAUUGAACCCCACUUACGACAGGCGUCAAUCACGUUUGUCCGUUACGAUGGCAGUAUGCGGCCCGACGAUCGCGAGAGGGCGUUAGAUUCCCUACGGAACGAUAAACGCACCCGUGUCUUACUAUGCUCGCUGAAAUGCGGUAGUCUGGGCCUCAACCUCACAGCCGCCUCGCGUGUGGUCAUUGUGGAACCGUUCUGGAAUCCAUUUGUGGAAGAGCAGGCCAUUGACCGGGUACAUCGGCUCAAUCAGACCGUCGACGUGAAAGUGUUUCGCCUGACCGUCCGAAACUCCGUCGAGGAACGCAUCAUCGCCCUGCAAGAGCGCAAGCGCGAGUUGGCCAAGCAUGCCAUUGAAGGCGGAGAGGCUGCUGGCAAGCUGUCCCUGAAGGACAUUCUCGGAUUGUUCCGCCACGAUGCCGAUCAUGGCGAUCACGACGCCAAAGACCGCGAGCUUUGGGAGAAAUUCGGCUCCGAUGCGAGGAUAUUGGAAGGUCACGGAAGUACAUCGGAGAGGAUUCGCGAUCACGGCGCUCCGGAGAGGACGCAAGGCAAAAAGAGUGGGCGCCAGAAUCUGCACAAGGAGCACGAUGUCUAUGGUCGACGCUGGUGAGGUUGCAUCGAGCCAGAGAUUGCGAGGAUGCUGGUGAUGAUAUACAUCUGACGAUCUUUUGAGAACGACGGCGCAGGGUUUUGAGUGAUUCAUCCUAGAGAUGUCCAUGUCAUGUGUGGGAGAUCGGGCGACGUACUUGCUUCGACCUCUAAUUGGAAAUGCGAACGGCGCACAGCAUUGUUUGGUUACAGAUGGGUCUCAUAACAAUUAUAGAUAUAUUUCGUAUUUGCUAGGGGGAGUG